Cryphonectria parasitica EP155 is the source of this 1920-nucleotide messenger RNA. RefSeq lists its product as uncharacterized. The record is from RefSeq and is a predicted model, not a curated record. The transcript has 4 exons. NCBI's taxonomy places the organism in Eukaryota, Fungi, Ascomycota, Sordariomycetes, Diaporthales, Cryphonectriaceae. The coding region runs from base 1 to 1920 and encodes 639 amino acids.
AUGCUGGAACAAGAAGAUCUUCCCCUUGCACUGCGGCGUCCUCGUCGAAGCGGUGUGGGCAGCAGAAGCAGCAGCAGCAAUAGGGCCCUUCAUCUGGACCGACCCACUGAGCCCCAGACCCCUCAUCGCCUGCCCCAGACGCCCAGCCGCGAGAGCAAGAAGCGAGUUCGCUUCUCGGAUUCGGGCUCAACCGGAGAGGCCGUGCCGAAAAGUGACUCAGUCUCAUCAUCAUCAUCAUCAUCAUCAUCAUCACCAGCCUCGACGGGCCUGACACCGUUCAUCGGCCAGGUCACAUUCCUACCCAUGCGACAAGUCUUGGACGGCCGCGUCAAGAGGAGGAUUAGACGCAACGGCCUGAGCGAGGAGAUGAAUGUCAUCAGUGCCGAGAAACGACGCAAGGUACUGCAGGACAAGGCAGAGAUGGACUCACUCCGAGCCGCUCUCGCCACAAAGGACGCCGAGAUUCGACGCCUUUCUGGUGUGACGGUGGUUGAGGAGGGGGAAAGCAUCGACGACCUCAAGAGACAGGUCGAGCAUCUUCGACGCGCCCUCAAGAGCCCUGCACCGUCAAACAGCGACCUCAGCGACAGCACACAGGUCGACUGGAGCAGCGCCAUGACAGGAGGAGGUCACUAUUCAUCUUCUGGUGGUGACGAUGCCGACCACUUUUUCGACGAGAGCUCCAUCGCCCAGCUGGCCUGCAGCACGCCCACAAGACGGCGCGCAGACAUCAGAAACUCCAUUCCCACUCCACCUUCAACCAGCCCCAUCAUGCGCCUCAUCAUGCCGCCCAUGCGUCAGCUCUUCACCCCGCCCUCGUCUCACAAGUCCGUACAGGUGCAGAUGCCAGACGAGGCAGGCCGAGAGGCCGCGCAGGAGGAGCUCGCCUCCCUGCAGCUCGAAGUCAAGAAGCUCACAUCCAUCCUCGAGACAUACGAGGCCAUGACCUGCCGCCUGGCCGACAAACUCGCCCCCUUCAGCCCCGAGGACGGCUCCGCAGCCGAAGCGAUUCUAGGCUCGCGCUCGCCAACCAUCAAGGUCGAAGCGCGACUGAACCAGCUCCUCCGCGCAUUCCGAGACCGCACGGCAGCCCUGGCCAAAGUAGACACGUCGCUCGACAGCCUAGGCAUCCGGGGCAGCGACGCGCCUCAGGCCAUCGCCUCUCUCGCGGCGGCGUUCCGGUCGGCCCGGCUGGAGCUGGAGUACCUGGAGCCAGGCGAGAGCACGCUGCCGCUCUCCGCGUCGGGCGCGGCCGUGCUGGACCUGCUGCUCGCGCGGCUCCGGGAGCUGGCGAGGGAGAGGCUGGAGCAUGCCGACACCAUCGACGAGUUCCAGGCCGUGGAGGUGUCGCUCCGCAGACAGCUCGGCGCGCGCGUCGGAGCCAUGGAUGAUAUGCGGCAGGAGAUCAGCACGCUGAAGGGGAAGGUGAAGCUGAGGAACGUGCGGAUCCAGGAGCUCGAGGCCGGCAUGGACAGGCUGAGGGGGUCGGUGAAGUCGUACACGCGGGACAUUGCAGACUUGGAGACGCUGGCGCAGCGGCUGGAGGGGGAUUUGGAUGCGGCGAACAAGAGCCUGCAGGAGGCUGAAGAGCUUCGCGAGGCACAUGAGGAAGAACAUGGCGAGGCUCUGGCGGAGAAGGACUCGACCAUCUCGGUGCUGGAGAGGAAGUUGGGGCUUGUACUUGAGCAGACUGCAGGGCUGCGGGAGGAGUUGGCGAACUUGCAGAGGCAACAUGAUGAGCUGCAGGCCAGACACGAGGGAGAACGGGGCAGUGUUGAUCAACGAAAAGGAUCAGGACUGGAAGGAAUGGAUACAGAGGUAUUCACGCUGAGGACCGAAGUGGACAAGGCCAAUAAGGCAUUACAGAAAGCGCAGGCCACGGUUCAUCAGCUUCGCAUCGAGAACAAAGAGAUUAAAUAG